Messenger RNA from Dreissena polymorpha, 1274 nucleotides. RefSeq lists its product as uncharacterized. Bases 123 to 1226 code for a protein of 367 amino acids. NCBI's taxonomy places the organism in Eukaryota, Metazoa, Mollusca, Bivalvia, Myida, Dreissenidae. The record is from RefSeq and is a predicted model, not a curated record. The transcript has 11 exons.
CGACCAUAUAGAUAACAAAGCCAUACGUUCGUUGUAAUAUAUUGGCCAACAUUUAAAUGAAUUGUUAACGCAAUACAUUAGGCGAUCUACCGUGUUUAAAUUUCAUUUAAAACAAGGAAUCUAUGGCAAGCAAUUUUCCGCUUGGUCGAACACAGAGGGGUGAAUUCAGUGGCGUACUGAACCAAGCGCAAUAUGAAGAAUCAGGGGGAUCAUCUCGCCAAAGCCCAAUUGAUGGGACCAUUACUGGGGAAGAGACAAAAAGGAAAGAAAAACGGCGCUGCAUGGGUCUGAAGUACCUGGCGUUUAUCAUAGUGGUGUGUGGCCUGCUAGCGGGAGUGAUAGUAGCGGUUGUGUUUGGGAAGAAGUCUCUGACAGAUAAGAGACAAAAGGUACCACUUGGGGGCAUACUAUCUACUGAAGCACCUAAAGUUGAGUGUCCGGAUGUGACCAUACUACACGGAGAUAAGAUCGUGUUCGCGUGCGACUUCUCCAAUAACCGCGGCGUUACAGCUGCAUGGGACAAUAUAGAAUGGCCAAAAACAGAGGUCGAUUACCCACCUAGUCAUGUGAACAAGUCGGACAUGUUGUGCAACAAACGCGAUGGUUUCGUCAUGCAAUGCAACGGCACAAGGGCCACGUGCUCAAAUAAUGGAAGGAUAACUCUGAAACUGAAAACCAGAAUAGGAUAUGAACCAUAUUCUACGUCGUUCGCGAUGAGUUUGCAAGAGAAGACUAUCCGACCGUCAACGCCGAUUGCCAAUAACGCGUCUGGAUCUGUUGUGGUAGGAUGUAGCGUAAGCGGGGUUUGCAAGCCAUACAAGAUGCAUUUCUACGCGUAUGAGAAUGACACCAAGAAAACAAAAAUUGACGGACCUCAGCUCAACUAUGAAAGCUAUUUCAAUAAUACUAACGGCUAUACGAUCGCCUGUAAUGACGAAAUUAAAGGCGACGACAUUCGUAAAGGCAAAACAAGGGUCGCGUGUGCCCUGACCGAUGGUAUGGAUGAAUUAAUAGCACAGGAGACGGAGAUUCAGUUUCCGGUAUGUUGCGAAAAGAAAGUCCAGUCAGCUAUAAACUGCGAAGCAGUCUGCAGGAACUGCACCGGCGGUUGUCCUUACUGCAACAAAGACAUCUGGUGUCGAAAUGGGACAAAUACAUUUAUCACGGACAAGGAUUCAGCGUUCGAUAUUUGCGAGAUAAUGAACAAUUUAAACUGUACGCGUUAAGGAGGUUGAACAAAGUUUACACGAAAGUGUUAACUGUUCUUUUUCUUU